Cyclocybe aegerita is the source of this 996-nucleotide messenger RNA. NCBI's taxonomy places the organism in Eukaryota, Fungi, Basidiomycota, Agaricomycetes, Agaricales, Hemipholiotaceae. The record is from the annotation of a GenBank genome assembly.
AUGGCGAAACAGCAGGACGAGGACAAGGGCAGCAGUGGCAGUGAUGACGAUAUGAAUGAGGUGUUGAGCAACAAGGUUGUGGUUGCUGCUGCUGGAGCUGAGACUGGUGCCCCCAAGAGCAGCCGAGCAUGGCAGAUGAGCCUCGAUCACUGCCAGCAGUCUCGGGGUGCCAUCCGUGGGCCAGGGCGGAAGGGGAUCAACAACGGAGCUGAAAUAAGUCAAUUAGCAUUGUGGUUCAACUGUCUAUGGUCUGGUCUGGGGCCCUCUGGCCCUGGGUCGGCCCUGGCCAGGGCCAAGGGUUGGUUGGCCCUUGGACCUCAGGUCGAACCAGGACCAACCCGGUUUGGCCCCAUUGUGGAAGGCCACAUCAUCCCACCUCCGUUGUCUCCCUCCCACCUCCAAUCUUCCGUCUCCUACAUCGUUGACCCACCACUGUCUCGCACCGUUUGCCUUCGCCUCGCUGCUCGCACCAUCGCCAUCACCGUUGCCCCCGCCCUUCCUUGCCCUUCAUCUCACACUGUCGCCAUCACCUUGCACCGUUGCCAUUGCUUGCUGUUGUCUCGCUGUUGUCUCACCUCCGCCAUUGCCUCCCCCUUGCCUCGCUGGCAUUGCCAUCCCCUUGCCUUCGCCUUGCUGCUCGCACCAUUGCCAUCACCAUUACCAUUGCCCCUGCCCUCACCCUCACUCGCUGUCGCUCACUCUCGCCCCCACCCUCACUUGCCUCACACCCUCACACCAUCGCCCUUGUUUCGCACCUGCCCUCGCCUCGUACUGUCACCCUCGUCUCACACCAUGGCCCUCGUCUCACACCGUGGCCCUCGUCUCACACCGUGGCCCUCGUCUCACACCGUCACCAGCCUCACUCGCCGUCACUCGCCGUUGCUCGCCCUUGUGUCACUGUUGCCUCGCUGCUCGCACCCGCCCUUGUCUCACCAUCGCCUUGUCACUGCCAUUGCCCUCAUCUCACCCUGCCCUCGUCUCACUGUCACCUUGUAG